AUGGGUGACUUCCAGCUCAACCAUCAAGGAACAUCCGAAAGGCUAACCUACGACGAGACCUCCGAGUGGGCUUCACCUUUCAGCCCCGGCGGGACCGACGCGGAACGCAUGCAAGAUUCAGUUAGUGAAGAUCUACAGCCCAAGCCAUCAAGUGGCAGCGUCAAAUCCAGGGUCAACGAGACAGGCUCGUUCGUUGAAGACACCAUCAACGCCAUCAAGAGACAGCGCAAUACUAUUGCUGCUCAGCGAUAUCGGCAGAAGGGCCGCAACCGUAUCGCGGAAUUGGAGUCAGCCUUGAAGGCUGUAGAAGAAGAGCGAGAUCAGCUUAAACUGCAACUCGCAAGGAAAGAGGCCGAGGUCGACGCUCUGAGGGAAAUCAUGAGGAAAUAG
Colletotrichum spaethianum is the source of this 390-nucleotide messenger RNA. RefSeq lists its product as uncharacterized. The transcript has a single exon. Lineage: Eukaryota; Fungi; Ascomycota; Sordariomycetes; Glomerellales; Glomerellaceae. The coding region runs from base 1 to 390 and encodes 129 amino acids. The record is from RefSeq and is a predicted model, not a curated record. Gene Ontology annotation, molecular function: DNA-binding transcription activator activity, RNA polymerase II-specific; RNA polymerase II transcription regulatory region sequence-specific DNA binding. Gene Ontology annotation, cellular component: nucleus. Gene Ontology annotation, biological process: regulation of transcription by RNA polymerase II.